AUGAUAUUUGUAUUAUCUCCAGAAACAAGUAACUCAUCAAUAUUCUCAAAGCAAAAGGAUGUUGAUGAUGCCAUCAAGGAUUCAGAAAAGCUGAGCACACAUACUAUCAGAAUUGAAGAUGAGAAAUCUGAUUUGCUAGGGUCUGAAAUUUAUUCUGGAAAGCUUACAUUAGAUAACAAAACAAAAAGUUCAUCAAAUGAACAGUCUGUAUCAGGAUCUAGUAGCAAUUGCUUUGAUGCUAGGCUCAGCACUGAAGCCCUAAUAUGGGGUUCUAACAUCCUUAAGCUUGAGGAUAUUGUAUCUGUAUCAUAUAAUUCUGGUCUACGGUAUUUCACCGUGCAUGCUUGUCCUCUUGAAAAAAUUUCCAGUAGACUCUCCUGCUUUAUGAAGCCUAGAAGAACCCAAAAGGACUUGAAGUUCGUAUCCUCUUCUCCGCACGAGGCCUUUCGGUGGGUUAAUAGUUUUGCGAACCAGCAAUGUUACGUAAACCUGUUGCCUCACCCCAUGGCAUCUAGCAAGAAGCAUUCAUCUGAACUCAUUCAGUUUGAUGCCAUGUUUGAUCCUUAUGUUAAAUGUCGAUCUCCACCAAAGAUACUUGUCAUCUUGAAUCCUCGAUCUAGACAUGGUAGAUCUAGCAAAGUUUUUCAUGGAAAAGUGGAACCCAUAUUUAAGAUAUCUGUUUUAACUGAAAAAACAAUGAAUUACAAAGUGCCUAGUCAUACUGUUAUGGUCGCUAGAUCGGUGAGGGAUUAG
Molecule: messenger RNA, 753 nt
Organism: Zea mays
Lineage: Eukaryota; Viridiplantae; Streptophyta; Magnoliopsida; Poales; Poaceae
Product: sphingoid long-chain bases kinase 1-like
Exons: 5
Coding region: 1-753 (250 amino acids)
Molecular function (GO): kinase activity
Source: RefSeq, a predicted model, not a curated record